Ochlerotatus camptorhynchus is the source of this 1915-nucleotide messenger RNA. It is a transcript of the gene CycB, whose product is annotated as Cyclin B. Gene Ontology annotation, biological process: mitotic cell cycle phase transition; regulation of cyclin-dependent protein serine/threonine kinase activity. Gene Ontology annotation, cellular component: cytoplasm; nucleus; cyclin-dependent protein kinase holoenzyme complex. Bases 166 to 1602 code for a protein of 478 amino acids. Gene Ontology annotation, molecular function: cyclin-dependent protein serine/threonine kinase regulator activity. The record is from RefSeq and is a predicted model, not a curated record. Lineage: Eukaryota; Metazoa; Arthropoda; Insecta; Diptera; Culicidae. The transcript is spliced from 6 exons.
CAGUUCAAACGGUUUUAUUUUCUUUCGCCGUAAGCACGUCAUCGGUCUUUUCAGUCAGUUGGCCGUUGAUGUGAUAUUUACAGCUUUUGAACUUGGUUAGUUCAAUUUUUGUUUUAAGUCGUGUAAUUUUUUAUAUUUUCCUGUGAUUUCUGUAAAGCUAAAACAAUGGCCACACAUUUUCGCAUCGCAAGAACCGACGAGAAUGACGCCGUCCGUAUUCAGGCAAAGAAAGUGCUCAAUGAACCAGCUAACGUGAAAAGAGCCGUAUUAGGAGAGCUUGGAAAUAAGGUGCUGAAAAAUGUUGCUCAUGGCAAAGGCAAAGAAUUCAAAUCUAAUGAUGCAAUUUUCAAAAACGUCAAGCCUCGUGUCGAUACGCACUGGAAGAAAACGGAUGCUCCGGCAUCGGUUUGCUCGGUUUCGAAACCGGUAACACGUUCCGAGUCUCUCAAAAGUCUAAACAACAUAGGAAUUGUAAAGAAUACCAAAACGACCAACACCGUUCAACCCAAGGUGGUCCAUUUGACAAAGGGUGCAGAAGUAAAAAAGGUAAAGGUGGUAAAUCUGAAGCGAGAGGAGAGCCGCCUGACCCGACGUUCGCUCACCAAGCUAAAGCAAAUAAAAAAACAAGCCGAGGUAUCUUCUGCCUCGUCGUCAGCGAGGAAUUCUGACGAGGAAGAUGAUUACAAAAUAGAGAAACCGGACUCACCUGGCACGCAUUCCCAUAAACUAAUUGAGGAAGUUGAGAACAUUGACAUCAACGAUGCUUGGAAUCCGAUGUUGGUUUCGGAAUACGUAAAUGACAUCUACAACUAUUUGAACAAUCUGGAAGAAACGUUUGCAAUUAGGGAUAACUUCCUCGAGGGCCAUAAGCAGAUAAAUCAUAAAAUGCGCACCAUCCUCAUUGAUUGGAUCAAUGAAGUUCAAUAUCAGUACAAGCUUGAAAUCGAUACCUAUCACAUGACCGUUUCAAUUAUCGACAGGUAUCUUCAGCUAAUAACCGAUACUCCCAAGAAAGAAUUGCAACUAGUCGGUGUAACAGCCAUGUUUAUUGCCUCCAAGUACGAGGAACUGUUCCCACCGGACAUUGAUGACUUUGUCUACAUAACCGAUGAAACGUACAAGAAGAAACAGAUUCUCGAAAUGGAGAAGCGAAUCGUCAAAGUUCUGGAUUUCCACCUAGGGAAGCCCUUACCGACACAUUUUUUGAGACGUUUCUCCAAGGCAGCCAAAGCCGCCGACAAGAAUCACCAGUGUGCCAAGUAUUUGAUUGAGAUGGCCAGUAUCGAUUACGACACUGCGCACUACAAACCGUCUGAGAUCGCCGCUGCUGCACUGUACAUGUCGUUGAGCUUGUUCCCACUGGCCAAUAGCACCGAGCCCAAGGUAUGGACUAAAACCCUCGAACAUUACACACACUACACAGUGGAACAUUUGACACCGAUCAUUCAGAGGCUGGCAAAAACAGUGAAGAAUGCUCCCCUCAUGAAAGUUCAAUCCGUUUAUUCCAAGUAUCAGUCGAGCAAAUUUGAGAGGAUUUCUAUUCAGCCCGAGUUGCAGGGAUCGUUGAUGGACAAUUUGAUAGACGGUGAACUGAAGCCUUAAAUGUAGUUAAUUUCUUUGCAUAAAUGUAUUUAUCUACCAUUUUAUUGAAGACAAGUGACUUUAUUUGCCGAAUGACAAUAGGUAUCUACAAUUUAUAUCCUCUAAAUAGUUGUUUUUUACCCGCGUAGUGUAUUGAUUAUUCGUAUAAGAAGAUUUUAAGAAUCCUAAAACGCAUUAAAAUUUUGGUUAGGAAUUCUCGGUUCGGUAAAUUGGAUGAAUCCAUGCGCGAAUAUUGUUUGAACCAAUACGAAGAUAUUGUAUAAUCAUCCUGUAUAAAAAGACAAUUCAAUAAACGGAUCAACGAUUUUGGAUA